This is a messenger RNA of Caenorhabditis elegans, 1501 nucleotides long. It is a transcript of the gene ser-6, whose product is annotated as G-protein coupled receptors family 1 profile domain-containing protein. Bases 1 to 1206 code for a protein of 401 amino acids. Gene Ontology annotation, molecular function: G protein-coupled serotonin receptor activity; G protein-coupled receptor activity. The transcript has 6 exons. The record is from RefSeq and is marked reviewed. Gene Ontology annotation, biological process: G protein-coupled serotonin receptor signaling pathway; G protein-coupled receptor signaling pathway; signal transduction. Gene Ontology annotation, cellular component: plasma membrane; membrane; synapse. NCBI's taxonomy places the organism in Eukaryota, Metazoa, Nematoda, Chromadorea, Rhabditida, Rhabditidae.
AUGAUUUUGCUAUCACUGACGCUGGGCGUCGUCAACUGUUUUGUGGUGAUCGGUAAUUUGCUGGUUUUCUACGUGAUUCUUACCAAAAAAUCCCUUCAAACAUCAACGAACCACUUGGUUUUGUCACUGACAAUUAGUGAUCUACUUCUUGGAAUCCUUAUUCUUCCAUUUGCUAUUAUUCAGGAACACUCAAAUGAAUGGAUUUUCGGUCACUUUGGAUGCAGACUCUGGCUCUCCGUAGAUGUCUUCCUAUCAACUGCAUCGAUUUAUAAUCUCCUUGCAAUUUCAUUUGACCGAUAUAUGGCUGUCCGUCAGCCAAUCAAAUACCCAAUCAUCUCCUCCACCAAAGUGGUCCGACUAAUGACGUUCCUCGUCUGGUUCUGCUCCCUACUUCUGGCUGUCAUACUCUUCGUGCUCCUCACCCUAAAUGCUCAUGACUCGGAGCCAACGAAAGAUUGUCAACCCACAUCUCUCCCGUCAAUGUAUAUCAUAUUUUCGGCGAUGGCCUCGUUCAUUGUGCCUGCAUUUGUGAUGGUUAUACUGAAUGUCAGAAUAUUUCAAACGGUCCUACAUACGUCGAGGACUAUGACCGUUAAGUCGAAGAAUGGCUCGUUGAGGGUGCACAGGAGGAAGGAACCGAUUAUUCCUGUUAAAAAACACGAUAAAUACGAGACCCGUUUGAGCCACGAAGAAGAAUGCGUGGGCUCUCCAUCAAAAGAAGUCAUCGACCCGAUUCCGGUGGUAGCAGUCGUCGAAAAACAUCACAAAAGCUCGGCAGUGGAUGCACCCGCGAUCCGCUCAUUUCUCACGCACACUGUGGUUUUUGGAGUUUUGGAAGCCAAAAAGACCAACAUCAUCAAUCACAUCACACAAUGGUGGCGGAGAAGCACGGUUCGGUCGCCGAAUCCGAGUACCAGAAAAAAAUGUAUGCGACGCUCUCUUCGAACGGAAAUCCGAGUAGCUCGAACAACCGGAAUCGUCGUAGCGGCCUUCAUUGUCUGCUGGAUCCCAUUUACAACAAUAUAUGUACUCCAAGCCUAUGCAGUAUGUACAGUUGCCGCCGGGUGCAUUCCAGCUUCACUUUUCACGACAGCUUUUUGGCUGGGCUACUCCAAUUCAGCAGUCAAUCCAAUUCUCUACGCAGCGUUCUCUCGAGACUUUCGAAUUGCUCUCAAGAGAUUAUUCUUUCAGAAGCCAAAAUUUUGAUUAUUUUCAUUUCUAGCAGUUCAGUAAUAAUUGUUCAAAAGUAUUGUUGGAUGCUUUUUGGAAAAAAAUCCAAUUUUUCUGAAAUUCAAUUGUAUGUAUUUCCCUCAUUUUUAAUGUUUUUUUUUCAAUGUUUUGCUUGUUUUCCUCCCUUCUCCAUAUAUGUUGCCAAAAUGCCACAAUGCCAAAAUUGUUCUCCACUCGGGUUUCUCCAUUAUCACGAGUUGUACAAGUUCUUUCAAAUCUCAAACAAUGCACUUUAUAUUAAUGAAAAUUGAAUAAUAAUAAAUAGUAAAAU